CCUAUGGACCUGCCAGAGGGCCAGGCUGGCAGUCCCACUACAGAAAUGUACCUCUGGGAGCAGCCUGAGGAAGUGAGCUCAGGGCCAUUGCUCAGCCUAGAGGAGCAAAUUCUCAACUCUACGUUCGAAGCCUGUGACCCUCAGAGGACAGGUGCCGUGGCUGUGACUCAUGUGCUAGCCUACCUGGAGGCUGUGACAGGCCAGAGCCCUCAGGACACACGCCUGCAAACACUGGCCCACAGUCUAGACCCUGAGGGGCAAGGCCCUGAGGCCACUGUAGACUUGGACACCUUCCUGGUGGUCAUGCGGGACUGGAUCGCUGCCUGUCAGCUGCAUGGGGGAUUAGAGCUGGCAGAAGAGACCGCCUCCGAGGGAGCCCUGGCCCCCCAGCACCUGCCAUCUGGAUGCCCAGAAGCUGAGGAACCAGCCAACCUGGAGAGCUUUGGAGGCGAAGACCCCAGACCUGAGCCGCCUGCCACAGCGGACCUGCUGAGCAGCCUGGAGGACCUGGAGCUCAGCAACCGGCGCCUGGCUGGGGAGAAUGCCAAACUGCAGCGCAGCGUGGAGACAGCUGAAGAGGGCUCUGCGCGCCUGGGGGAGGAGAUCUCCGUCCUGCGCAAGCAGCUUCGCAGCACCCAGCAGGCCCUGCAGUUCGCCAAGGCCAUGGAUGAGGAACUGGAGGAUUUGAAGACUCUGGCCAAAAACCUGGAGGAACAGAAUCGCAGCCUCUUGGCCCAGGCUCGGCAGACGGAAAAGGAGCAGCAGCAUCUGGUGGCUGAGGUGGAGACUCUGCAGGAGGAGAAUGGAAAGCUUCUGGCUGAGCGGGAUGGAGUGAAGAGGAGGAGUGAGGAGCUGGCCACAGAGAAGGACACAUUGAAGCGGCAGCUGUAUGAAUAUGAACACCUCAUUUGCCAGCGAGACGCCAUUCUGUCCGAGCGCACCCUGCAUGCCGAGAGCCUAGCCAAGACUGUGGAGGAGUACAGGAUGACUACCCAGGAGCUGAGGCUGGAAAUCUCACAUCUGGAGGAGCAGCUGAGUCAGACCCAGGAGGGUCCAGAUGAGCUGCUGGAAGGGGCCCCGGCAAGAGGAGCAGGCUGGACUGCGUCGCUGCCCCCAUCGCUAGGCUUAGAGAUCCAAGCCAUUCAACAGAAACAAGACAUGCCAGAUGCUGAUCUGUCCAGCCCUCUGUGUGGUGUGUGGCAGUGGGAGGAGGUCACAGUGGAGCCGGGCAAGGAGGCAGCAUUCCCACUGGCCAAAGCCCCCACUGACGCACACAGCAAGGCUGAUGCCGACGCACAGAGCGACUUCCAAGGAGAGUUGGUGUGUCCUGAAGAAGGCAGCAAGGAGCCAUCAGUAUGGUAAGGAGCUUUACCCAGAAGAGAGGAUGAGGAGGAAGCAACAGAUAAGGAAGAAGACAGCCAGGCCAUGGCUGCUCUCCCUGUCCCUCUGGGAGAUCCUGACUCUGGAGACGCCCCACGAAGCCAUCCUGACAGCCCUGUGGAGCCAGAGCUCGGAGUCCUGGUGCCUGUGGUGACAGAGCUGGUCCCAUUCAGGCAGCCCUGGGCCUCACACUGCCUGCCUCCCCAGCGCCCCCACACGCUCAGGGUCACCUGGCACCUGCUGGUUCCAGGGCUGGUUCUGGGCCUGCUGCUGCUGCUGCUUUCAGUCCAACUGCUGGGCCAGCCCUCGCCUCCCACCUGGCCCCACCUCCAGCUCUGCUACCUGCAGCCCCCACCAGUGUGA
This is a messenger RNA of Perognathus longimembris pacificus (Pacific pocket mouse), 1743 nucleotides long. It is a transcript of the gene Kash5, whose product is annotated as KASH domain containing 5. The transcript is spliced from 19 exons. Gene Ontology annotation, cellular component: meiotic nuclear membrane microtubule tethering complex; meiotic spindle pole; chromosome, telomeric region. Gene Ontology annotation, molecular function: dynein complex binding. Lineage: Eukaryota; Metazoa; Chordata; Mammalia; Rodentia; Heteromyidae. The record is from RefSeq and is a predicted model, not a curated record. Gene Ontology annotation, biological process: spindle assembly; homologous chromosome pairing at meiosis; actin filament organization.